GAGACUGGUCGAGACGAGCGACAACGCCACGUCUCAAACGCCGAUUGUAAUUUUCUCGCUAAAUAACUUAUAAUUUGAUUAGGGGUCAGUUUUUAAGGUUGCGGCAAAUCUACUUUCAUUCAACAAGUAACAGAGUACAUCCACGAAAUGGGAAAGAAAAAAGGCAAGAAGGGAACCCAACAAGGUGUAUCACAAGAUGCUGGUCCAUCCCAACCACAGCAACAACCACAGCAACCACAGCAACCACAGCAACCACAGCAGCAACCACGGCAGCAGCCACAGCCACAGCCACAGCCACAGCCACAGCAAGGGCAACAACCACAGCAGCAACAACGGCAGCAACCACGGCAGCAACCACAGCAGCAACCACGGCAGCAGUCACAGCAGCAGCCACAGCAGCAGCCACAGCCACAGCCACAGCCACAGCCACAGCAAGGGCAACAGCAACAGAAAUCGCAAGCAGAAGAACAAAGAAGACCAGCAUUUUCUGGAGGUGAUGGAAGAGGACGAGGAAGAGAAGGGAGGGGAGAAGGAAGAGGAAAAGAACAAGAAAGCAAAGUACAAUGGCCAUCACGACCAGGGCCACCCCAACAGCAGCCGAGGCCACAAGCCGGGCAGCAACGGCAAGGGGGACAACCUCAACGCCAAGGAUGGCAACCCCAACAACAGCCGAUGCAACAGACCCGGCAGCAACCAGAUAGGCCUCCAAGUACACAUUCAAGUGCUUCGACAUCGUCCUCAGUUAAGUCGAUAACAGAAGGAGUUUCCCAGAUGUCGAAAACAUCUUCACCAGCAAAAAUCGGUCCAGAAAAAUCUUCUAUCUCAGCAGCUUUGACAGCUCAACUGUGUGCCCAGAUCCCCACCAGGAGGAAUCCUAAGCAAGCAGGAACUAAGGGACGAAAAAUCACAGUGGAAACUAAUAUGAUAUCUUUAAAUUUUGGCAAAAAUUUUUGCUUGAGUGCUGUUCAUUAUGAUAUAACGUUUGAUCCAGACAAACCGAAAUUUAUGAUCCGAAACGUCUUUGAAGCAGUCAGGCAAAAGAUGUUCAGAGAUCGCUGUCCAGCAUUUGACGGGAGGAAGAAUGUCUUCAGUGCUCGAAACCUACCUUUUGGGGAAGGCAUGACAACAGAGGUAUCGGUAUUUAACAACGAAAGGCAGCAGGAGGUAACGUACAAGGUUACUAUGAAGAAGGUUGCGGAUAUUGAUCUUUCUUGGCUGAAAGAUGUUAAGCCAGGAAUGAAGUUCAAGGAUGUUGAUCAGUUAGGCCUGCAGGUUAUUGACGUUGUUCUGCGUAACGGACCUGCACUUAAAACAACGACGGUUGGAAGGUCUUUCUUUCAACCUCCCACAGGGAGUAUAAUAUCUCUGAGAGGAGGAAUGGAACUGUGGGUGGGAAUGUUCCAGUCAGCCGUGCUUGGUUGGAAGCCUUACUUAAAUGUCGAUGUGGCACAUAAAGCAUUCCCCAUCGGUCAACCCGUUCUGGAAUUAAUGAAGGAGCUUUGCCAGUCGAACGAUUUAAGAGCAGAGGACGUGGAUCGAAACAAAAGUAAAAUCGACAGCUUCUUGAAAGGCUUGAAAGUUACUUACGAGAUCCCGAACCAACCGAACACAAGGCGUACCCAGCGCGUCAACGGUUUGGUACGACCGGCGAAUAGGAACGAGUUCGACUCGGGUGGUCGAAGAUGUACCGUCGAAGCUUAUUAUGCCGGAGAGAAACACUACAGAUUGAAGCGUCCCGACUUACCCUGCAUUUGGGUUGGCCCUCGAGAAAAGAAUAUACAUUAUCCGGCAGAGUUGUUAAUCAUUGCUCGGGGCCAAGUGACCAAUAGGAAACUCGACGAAAUGCAAACGUCUAAUAUGAUACGAUACGCUGCUACGGACACUAAUACUCGCAAGAGAAAAAUUAUGGAAGCGUUCUCUAAAAUCGGUUACAACGAGAAUCCUUGUGUGAAAGAAUUUGGACUGAACGUGGGAACGGGCUUCUCAACGGUGGACGCGCGUGUUUUGGAUCCUCCGGUAUUAUCUUACGGUACCGAUUCCGGUGGAUCUCGACCCGUUCGUGUCAACAAAGGAGUAUGGCGAGCGGCUCGUUUCCUAAACCCGAUGCAUCUUCAAGCGGGCACCUGGACCAUUUUGAACUUGGAUGAACGCGGAUGUAGAGAUCAACAAUUAUAUAGACUUCAAGACGAGUUGAUAAGAGCAGGACAAGAAGUUGGCAUGGUAAUUGGGCCGCCUUUAACGCCAUUCGCAUCCAUGGAACCCCCUACGCGAGAUAUUCGCCGCAUUCAAGAAUAUUUCGAAAGGAUGAAAGGAUUACAAUUGGUAAUAGUAAUCGUGCCACUGGGUAAUACAUAUCAAAAAGUGAAGCAGGUAGCCGAACUGUCAACUGGUGUACUAACUCAGUGUCUGAAAUCAAGAACGUUACAACGUUUAACUGGAGCAACUGUAGGAAAUAUUUUGCUCAAAAUAAAUUCAAAGUUGAAUGGCAUUAAUCACAUUUUUGACGAAAAAGUACGGCCAUCCUGUCUAUUGCAACCUUGCAUCAUCAUUGGGGCUGAUGUCACCCAUCCGUCGCCAGAUGCAACGGAUAUUCCAUCAAUAGCAGCGGUCGCCGCGAGUCACGAUCCAAAAGGCUUCCAGUAUAAUGUAAAGAUACGACUUCAGCCGCCUCGAACUGAAAUAAUUUUAGACUUGCAGAAUAUAAUGCGGGAGCAGUUGUUAUUUUUCUACAAGAAGACUGGAUACAAGCCUAUGAGAAUCAUAUUCUACAGGGAUGGAGUUAGCGAGGGACAGUUCCCCCAAGUGAUGCAUCAUGAACUGGAGGCUAUCAAACGCGCAUGCACGAGUCUCAAUAAGGAUGGCAGUUACAAGCCUCCAAUCACGUUCCUGGUUGUGCAAAAGAGGCAUCACAUCCGUUUGUUUCCUACCGAUAUGAGGAAUUCCGAUGACAGGAAUGGCAAUGUGCAAGCCGGGACUGUUGUCGAUACCGAAAUUACGCACCCAUCGCAUAUUGACUUUUAUCUAGUUUCUCACGCUAGUAUUCAAGGUACAGCAAGGCCCACGAAGUACAGAUGUUUGUGGGACGAUGCAAACAUGACCGAGGAUGAAAUUGAACAGCUUACAUAUUAUUUGUGUCAUAUGUUUUCACGCUGCACACGUUCCGUGAGCUACCCUACUCCUACUUAUUAUGCCCAUCUUGCUGCAUUCCGAGCUAGAGCAUUGACACACGAGGUUAAUCUAGAUAUGCGCAACUUAAGCCGAGAGCAGGAGACAAAAUUGACUUUGAAGCCUGCAUUUAAUGAGAAGCCAAUGUUCUUUGUGUAAUUCAGUUUCAUGCUGAUUCACGUAAAUCAGUUUUAGAAAUAUAAUGUUUACGUGGAGAGGAAAGGCAAGCUCCUCUUUCGGUGAAUUACAAAGGACAUUUAUAUUAGACUCACGUUUGAAGAAGUAAUUCAUACUUCUCCCGCUUCUAUUCAAUUUGUAUUGUAUUUAACAGUGCCGUACAGACUCAUUAAUGUAGUUCAUGCGCAAAAACAUUGGUGACGGUACACCAAACUAUUUUUUUCAUGCGGCCUGCCAACACUUGUAGAAAAAUCUCACGUACGAGAGAGUCAAUUGAUAUCUUUAUUCCACGUUAUCAGAGUUUUUAACUAACUGCGUUAUUUUGCUUAAUUCUUUUCGCUAAUUACUUUGUUAAGAACGGUAAGGCUUAAGACUUUAUCACGAACACGAAUUACAAUACAUCUAGCUGCUGGACAAAGAGCGAACCGUCUAUGCCAAUCAUUCCUUCCGUUGCCUUUAGCUUUUGACUAUCGAAUUUCUGGAAUCUUCAAAGAAAUUUAUUUUACGCAAAAGCAAGGGAAAAUAUUCUUUUGUAUUUUCAUGGUACGCUAUUGUACGUUAUUAAGAAUACUUAACUGUAUAUUAUGUAAAUCAGAUGUAAUUCGAAUAAGUUUAUGGAAACAAAAACAAAAUCUUUUUGUCAAAAAGCUAA
Molecule: messenger RNA, 3994 nt
Organism: Orussus abietinus
Lineage: Eukaryota; Metazoa; Arthropoda; Insecta; Hymenoptera; Orussidae
Gene: AGO2
Product: protein argonaute-2
Exons: 16
Coding region: 148-3324 (1058 amino acids)
Molecular function (GO): RNA binding; protein binding
Source: RefSeq, a predicted model, not a curated record